AUGGCCUACCCCCCAUCUUCCUACGGCGAUCGUCCCGCACUCCAAGGCUACCGCAGGUCCUUCACGCUACCAACACGCGCCCUAUCAGUUCAUGAAAAGGCGGGCCUUGAGACAGCUGACGCAGAUACAAACACCCUUUUCUCACAUGACUCCGCUCGCAUUAUCCUCUUUUCUCCGCCUACCGACUCGAUCUCGGCGAAGAGCAAAGAAAUAUUGCCCGACGCGGACUAUCCUGUCGAUGCCGUGGAAACACUCCCAUGGCGUUCCCGUACCGAGACACUCGCCGCCACUGGGGCUAUCGUUAUUGAGAAGGUUCGCGGCUCUACUUACUUCCUGAAGUCCGCCGAUCAAAAGGUCAUUCACACCAUAAUGCGCAACUCUCAAUGUUGGUGUGUGGAUGGUGAAUCCAAGUUCGUCCUUCGCAUUGGCAAAUUGCGAUAUUAUAGGAUAGAAUUGCCCUCGGAAUCAGAAGAGGAUAAGAAGAAGGUUGAAGAAUUGAAGCAGGCUUUACCCAAAGUUCUUCGCUUCGAGAGGACUCCCUGUCCUUUCAAGAGGGCAUUUCAUGUCGAUCUCCCAGAGGAUGCUAUUACGCCCCGACGGAAGGGUACUUGGAAGAGGAAGCAAUUGCCACAACCAACCACGCCUAACACAGACCCUCCUCCAAGAAGGACCAAGACGGCACGUGCCUGGAGUCUACAGGGCGAGACGUCUGCGACUCCGAUGCGAUAUGGAAGGCGAGGCUCGGAUUAUGGGUUCGAUACUAGCCGGGGUUCGUCUCCGAGACCACUGUUUGGAGGAGACGGCUAUCGCUCUGGCACUCCUUCAAGCCUCGCAUCGAAUGAGGAUGCUGGGGAGUACAAGCACGGAGACGGCUCAAGCGAGGAUGGUGGGCCACAGGUUGAGACGCAAUCAGAGCAGGCCGACGAAGACCACCCGUCAGCUGAGUCACUAGGCGAAACAGCAUCCACUUCAGAAGACUGGGCUCAUCUUCAAACAACAGCUGGAACUCAGUCCGACAAUGCCUCUGCUCUUGAAUCUGCUUCAGAUGUCGAUGCAAGAUCCCUCCACGAGCCCAACCUUGCGGGGAAGAGGCCAGCUGCAACAGAGCUCCCCCUCGAUGGAGCUGAUCCUACCAGCUUUGACUUUGAGGCUUCUCCAAAUUCCCAUUCAGCUCCAGAUAACUCCGAGGAAACAGACCAUCUUCAGAAAGAGAGUGAUGAGAGUAACCAUCCGGAUCCUCCUAUUGAAGAAAGCCUGCCGGAACAGCAUAAAGAGAUUCUCGAUGUGGAAAUUACAGAAUAUGUGCAGAAUAAGGAGGAUUCAGAGCCAGCGACUUCUCACCACGAUGAUUCUGUCCCCUUGCCUGUCGCGGAUACACAGGCCCAAAAUUCACACACCAAAGAGGCUAUAAAUGAUCCUCCUGUUGAUAUUGUGGAAACAGCCCUGAGCUUCAGAUCAGAUCCAGUCGAACUCCAGUCGGACACGGAAGCACAAGUCGAGAAUGCUGAAGCCAGCACAGAUUCUUUGACACAAGAUACAACCCUGAGCAGAGUGUCUAGCGUGGAUUCAUUCCACACCACAAACUCUUUAACAGAGCAGUCCCUGGCGGAACACGUGGACGCCUUCGACUCUGAGAAGACGCCUAACGUCGAGAGGUUUGACCCAUUCUCUACAAGAACUCGAACACACAGGAGGGAACUUUCCGAAAUGACAGUGACCGCUUCAACUGUGGACUCAUAUCUAGAUCAUAACACUGAGUUGCGACCACCCACCAGUGACUCAAACGAAAACCCUGCGACACCAGCUCUUGCCAGAUCUACGAUUUCAGACUCUUCGUGGCCUGAUGUCCAAACACCAUCCUCACCAGCGAAAAACGAGGGACUCAGAAAGCGACUGAAGACCCAACGGUCGUUCUCGCCACUACCACCAUCCACGACUAUAUUCUCCCCCGGUUCGCCUACUCAUGGGCAUCAUUUUACGGCAGAAAUUCUGCAGAAAGCCUGUAACAUCGCGUUGGUAAAGCCUAUUGAGGCUGUGGUAUUACUGGUACAUAUCCUGGCACGUAUUGCCGGUGGCGCCACAGUCAACGACUUAAUCAACGGAAACCUUUUUCGACGACCUCAACAGCAUCAAAGGAGAUCAAGUUUUCCAGAUCAGAGGAGUCCUUCACGAGAUGAUACUGAUGAUGAGGAUGACUAUGGAGUGCCUCUUCGGGGCCGGACCCGUAGUAUGGGAUCCAAUGCCAAUCCAACAUCGGCCAGGGACACAGAUGCCGACUCCAUGUUCGAUCUGGAUUGA
Exophiala aquamarina CBS 119918 is the source of this 2298-nucleotide messenger RNA. RefSeq lists its product as uncharacterized. Bases 1 to 2298 code for a protein of 765 amino acids. The transcript has a single exon. Gene Ontology annotation, biological process: peroxisome inheritance. The record is from RefSeq and is a predicted model, not a curated record. NCBI's taxonomy places the organism in Eukaryota, Fungi, Ascomycota, Eurotiomycetes, Chaetothyriales, Herpotrichiellaceae. Gene Ontology annotation, cellular component: extrinsic component of intraperoxisomal membrane.